AUGGCAAUGAACCAUCCAGUUACGGAUGAGAAAGUCCUGCAGGUCUGCAAGCUUCUGAACUCGCUGCCUACGAAAAUGACACCCAAGAUGUUCAUCUCCCGGUUUCUUCAAUCUGGCCAUUCGGAUCUGCCCCUACUCCGGGGCCAUUGGGCCGGCGAUAAAGGUAUUGACUCAACAAUGGAGCUAGUUGGGACCUUGCGGAAUGUGAUUACUAAGACAAGUAUUGGUCAAUCUGCGUGGAACACCUUCAUCGAGGCUGAGGCGAUUUCCAUUCUGGUGAAGCAGGAACCUCCAAGGGGCAACUAUCCUAAUGGUGGUUUCCAUAGCUCUUCUACAGUUGGUGAAGAAUUCUUCACUCCAGAAGCAAAGGAAGAGCACGAGAGGCAGCUGACCGUCCAACAUAUGCCGUUCCUCUAUAACAUUUUGAUGGGGAUGCUCAAACGGACUGGCUGCAAAGCGUCAAUAGAUGAGGAGGAAGAGCUUGCAUUUGCUAAUAGUGCUGCAGCCACCAAAGUUAACGUGGACACCGAGGUUACCAUGGAUUCCGAGGACUCUGAGAUCAACGUUGAUCCAUUGACGGUUCCUGAGGAGGUAUCCAACAUGUUCUAUGAGCUGGUACCUAUGUCUCAAGAUCGUUUUCAUCAGCGAUCACAAAGGAUUGCCACCACUGUUACCUCCAUGUUGGCGUUUGCUCGGAAUCGUCGUCAAAACGGCCUUCAGCUCCAUAACUCCGUCCGUUUUUUUUCAACUGGGAUUUCGGAACGAGUACAAGAAUACCUCAACUAUAUUGGUUUAUCAUCCGCUCGUAGUACCGGGAUGGCUGCAUUGGAAACACUAGCAAAGGAGAGUGCCGACACCCUGAAGGAGGUUGUGACUAACCAUACAACCCUGCCAAUUGCCCCAUCCAUUUGCAUUGAUAAUAUCGAUAUAGAGCAACGAGUGCACCAGUCCUCAGUUGGUGUCCAAUCAAGCACAUUCCGAGGGACCUGGGGAUACAUUCAUCUCCCGGAUAAGAAGCUAUUAGAAAAACUAGACUUAUCGGAGAUCAAUUUGGCCGCUUACAACCACUCCCUCAAGACUGUUGCAUCCAUGGAAAUCGAACCUCACAUGUUUCUUCCCACCGAGGCAGAGGAGAAGAUUGAAAUUAAGGUCUGGAAAUCUCAAAUCGCAAGGGUUUUACAUCAGUACAUUGCUACGCCCAUCGACAAGGAAUCUGCAAACCCUAUCGACCCACCAGUUGUUGAGCAGAUUAGCCAUGAGGCACCGAAGCUGCAUAUGUUGAAGCUGAUGGAUGCUUCAGACAACUCUGCAGAAGGGGUUGGUCAGGUCUUUAGGCACAUCAUCAAACAAAGCGGGCUCUCGGUUAAGGAUUUUUUUGGUCGGUUUCAGCCAAUGGACGGAGACCUUGGUACGGUUCAGAACUUCAACUGCCUCCGAAGUCAGCGGUCCCCCAGCUCGGUCCCUCAGAACCGCUUGGAUAAUAUUUUAUUUCAGCUGGGGGGUUCACAUACCCUUUGGAAUGUGGCUUCUACAAUCUUUACUCAUCACUUUGGGGAACCAACUGACAUGACUAAUUGUGGUGCAUGGCAGCACCUGGAGGCCCUCGGUUUCCCAUCUGAAAAAGCAAUUCAAAAGAAGGAUUUCACCCUUAUGGUGAACCAGAUGGAACGAAUAUUUGAGGCCAUGGCACGUAGUGAAGCAGCUGGCCAGGAGUGUCCAAAGCUCAGCAACACAUUGUUGCAAUUGCAUGAUUUCUCCACUGUUGUGGAAGCCAAACGAUCAAUGAGGGCUGGGGAUGUGGGUCGACUGUUGUUGAUAUGGAAAAAGUGGUCGUUAAUGUCUCAAGCGCUCCGGGGGAUUACAAACUAUUCAUCAUACCUCCCCAGAAUGGUACUCCUCCUGACAGUUAUUAGUCCACCAUCAAUGAGUACAUACUUGAAGCAUAACUUGCUAUUCUCCCCAACUGGCCGGCGUAACCACUUUGUUGCAAAAGACCAAUGGCUAGAGGUGCAAAAUUACUGGCUUAAAUUCUUGUUCAACCGGAGUGGAAAUGGAACUAACAUCGAUCGACUCCGAGAUUUACUGUCACCAAACAUCUUCUUGCUCCAGCGGAUGUUUCAUUCACUCAAGCAAGACUGUGGGGCCAAGCUUGUCCGACAGUCACACAAGAACAUCCUCCCAGAAAAUUCAAUUCUGAUGUUCACGCAGAUGGCUAACAAUCGAGAUAUUCUAUCUCAAUAUUCAAAUAUCACAGACAAAGUAAUCAAGAAAGUAGAUAACACAUACGUCUUGGGCAUUAAAAAAAUGAAGAAGACACUAGCUCAACAAGGGAAUGAGCUAGUCAAAUUCAAAAAACAUAUACUACACAUCAACACUGAGAAUGAGAUGGGUCAUGCAGAUGAGGGUGACGAAGAAGAACCAAGGUCGGCAGAUAUGUAG
Puccinia graminis f. sp. tritici CRL 75-36-700-3 is the source of this 2439-nucleotide messenger RNA. RefSeq lists its product as uncharacterized. The coding region runs from base 1 to 2439 and encodes 812 amino acids. Lineage: Eukaryota; Fungi; Basidiomycota; Pucciniomycetes; Pucciniales; Pucciniaceae. The transcript has 5 exons. The record is from RefSeq and is a predicted model, not a curated record.